Molecule: messenger RNA, 1416 nt
Organism: Symbiodinium sp. CCMP2456
Lineage: Eukaryota; Dinophyceae; Suessiales; Symbiodiniaceae
Source: the annotation of a GenBank genome assembly
AUGCGAGCUCGAUGCUUGUUUGUCGGCACGGUUCUGCUUGGAUCUGCAGGCUUCUGGUGGAUAUCCGAGUCCCCCAACUUUCAGUCACUCCGUGCAGGUGUCGCGGGCUCUUUUGCUGAAGCUCCGCGAGCAGACUUUGCUGCAGCAUCGCGGGAGAAUCGAUCAACUGAGCCUCACAUCGCCAUCGACGGAAACAUCCGAAGCAACGACAGCACGAUUUCGCUUGCUGAACCUGAGUUGCUAGAGAGUGCUGUUGAACUGUCCACAUCUGUUUCUCAGUCAGCAGCCGCCGACGUGCAGCCGACGACCUCAACGACACCGUGCAUGGAGCCUUCGCUUCCUCCAGCGCUGUCAGAUGCCGAUGCGGCAAGCCUGAGAUCAGCCGUCAAAAAGAUGACGAAGAAGUGGGGAUAUGAGGAGGCUGAGAAGAACUUCAAGCCGUUCAAAGGUUUGCGCUUUCUGGAUAUUGGUAUGGGUCAAGGACCCAUGGGCGUUGUAGCCAUGGAGGCAGGUGUGCAGUCCUACUGGGGUUUGGAUCCUGCCCUCUGCAUCAACAAGCCCGCGCGCACGCGCAACCGAAGGGCCGGCAAGAACAACCCAGGUAUGACCGCAGCGGCUGAGAAGUAUGGCACAUUUCCUUUCACUGGGGUUCAAAUCAUGCAAGCCUUCCCAGGAAAAGUGAUUCUGCUUCCCGGCACCUUCGAGACGAUUCAACCGACUGGCCUUAUCAAGCGUGGCGACUUCGAUGCGGCCGGCAUGUUUAUGGUUAGCGAGCACUUGCCGGAUAACCGGCUUGUGGUGGAAGGUGUCUUUGAGUGGACGAAGCCUGGUCAGCUAUACUACAUCAAGCAUCAUAACUACUACGGCUUCGACGGCCAUCAUCAAGAGCUGAAGGACCCUUCAGCCUAUGAUCCCAAGAAUGCUGCCCAUCAAGGCGUCGCAUUCUGGAAUCACUUGGAGCCCUCCAGUUGGAUCUUCAACAGCACCGAUAUGAAUCGGAUAAGACUGGGAGAUCUCAUGGCCUUAGUUCACGUUUACUUUGAAUGUGCCUGGCGUGCAAACAUUGAUUUGAAAUGGGCCAAGGCCCUUGAUGACAGACCGGAGUUGCUUCAAUCGCUCGAACGACGUGGAUUCGCUCAUGCAGAGCUGCUGGUUAACAAGUGGGCCGGCUCUUGUCAAAGACGUGAAGAAGCUCUGGAUGCUCCCUGGCUGGCAUCACGGAUGUGGUUCCAUCCGCCAUCGGACGGCUCCUAUUCACCGCGGCCUUUUCCCAAAGAGUUCAGUCUAAAGAACCUCGAAUGUGGGCAUAGCCUGAAGAAGCACAAGCAGUACCCCCUGGAUGGUAUUCUUUAUGCUCCACCUGGGCUUGGCCAUCGCUUGGUGAAGUACCUCUCUGCAGGUCCCUCAUGCCCAUAG